Oppiella nova is the source of this 2253-nucleotide messenger RNA. Lineage: Eukaryota; Metazoa; Arthropoda; Arachnida; Sarcoptiformes; Oppiidae. The record is from the annotation of a GenBank genome assembly.
AUGAAAGUAGGUCUGGUCGGUUGGCGCGGGAUGGUUGGUUCUGUCCUUAUGCAACGUAUGGUUGAAGAGAAUGAUUUUGCUCAUUUUGAGCCAUUCUAUUUCUCUACCAGUAACGCAGGUGGUGAAUCGCCUGCUUUUGGUGGUAAAACUGCUCCAGCACUUAUGGAAGCGACGGACAUUACCAGUCUGAAGCAAAUGGAUGUCAUUAUUACCUGUCAAGGUGGCGACUAUACAUCAGAAGUCUUUCCUCAGCUAAAAGCUGAAGGUUGGAAAGGCUAUUGGAUCGAUGCAGCUUCUACAUUACGUAUGGAUGAUGAAGCAAUUAUUGUACUCGACCCAGUCAACUUAAAUGUUAUCAAAGACGGUUUGGUCAAUGGUAUUAAAACAUUUGUUGGUGGUAACUGUACGGUUUCUUUGAUGUUGAUGGGCAUGGGUUCACUGUUCCAACACAAUUUGGUGGAAUGGAUGACGGCGAUGACGUAUCAAGCCGCUUCAGGUGCUGGCGCGCAAAACAUGCGUGAGCUGAUCACAGACAUCGACAGCCGAAUUGCCGAAUUACAACGUGGCGAAGCUUUCCCGAAAGCAAACUUCGGUGUGCCUUUAGCAGGUUCGUUGAUCCCUUAUAUUGAUAAGCAACUUGAAAGCGGUCAAUCUAAAGAAGAGUGGAAAGGUCAAGUUGAAACCAACAAGAUCUUAGAUGUUCCGCUUGAUGAGAUUGAAGACAUGAUUCGUCAGUCUAACCAAUGGGCAAAAGUGGUUCCAAAUACACGUGAUGCAUCAAUGACGGAUCUUACUCCAGUCGCUGUAACAGGAACUCUAUCUGUGCCAGUAGGUCGUUUACGUAAAUUAAAUAUGGGUAAAGAGUAUUUAGGCGCAUUCACUGUAGGUGACCAAUUACUUUGGGGUGCUGCUGAGCCUUUACGUCCCAUCAUGACGUCGCAAGCGGUGAGUGCGAUUACAAUAGACCCGAUCCAAGUUCAGUCAGGCAACGUCCCUGCUCCAAUGAGCAAUGCCUUAGUCAAAGAAAAGCCUCUGACACCUCAAAUCAUCGUCAGCGAAAAAGAUAUUGCAUUAAAUUUACCAACCAGCACGCAAUACCACGUGACAACGCCAGAAGUCGUAACUCCACCAGCUAUGGCGACCAAAGCAACGACGACAACGGAUUCAGCUGCUACAACCAAUACUCCAAACCAUCUUCAAAGCAAUCAUCAAAGCAGUGCUCAGAAUACGCCACAAACAACGGCGGUAACUGUACAACAAGUGCCUCAGCCACCAGCCGAAAAAGCACCAGUGCAAUCUGCAAAAGCUCAGACCCCACCCGCUAAAUUAGACGAGCAAAAAGCAGAAUCACAAAAGCCAAAAGAUUCCAAAGCUGAGACCAAGCAAGCAAAAUCGAAUGAGUCUCGUGUAGAGAAAUCGAAAGCAGAGUCACAAAAAGUGCUUAAACAGGAAAAAGCCAAUAAAGCAUUAGAUAAACAACCUAAACAUAUUGUUCAGGCCAAUGAAUCACUGUGGAAAAUUGCAUCUCGGAUUGCAGCAGAAACCAAUCAAAGCAUUCCAGAAGUGAUGAGACAAAUUAAAGCAAAUAAUGCCAAUGCGUUUAUUCAAGGUGAUGUAAACCGUAUUCGUCGUGGCGCUGCACUCAAUCUAGCAGCCAGCUAUCGUCAAAUACCACAAAGCAAAAAUAAAGUUGCAACGGCUGCACCUGAAAUUGCCAAAAAGCAAUCGGGUUCUGCCAAAUAUCGCUUAGAUCAAGCAGAAAUGAGUUUAGUCGCAGACAAUGAUCAACCCGCUGCUCAGAAUGUGCAUCUGGCACAAAAAGAUGAAUUUGCAGUGAAUCAGUUGAUUAAUCAUAUUCGUUCAUUGGGCUUAGACGAAAUCGUCAUUCAAGCCGAAGAACGACGAAAAGCCAAUCAAGCUGAUCACCCAGUUGAAUCGAUUGCUUUUGAGCCAUCAAGCCCUGUCGUGCCAGAAAGCAAAAAUACAGCUGCCUUUGAUGCCUUGAUUGGAAAUACAGAAACAAUUUCACAACCCGCUGUAUCUAAAACCGAAACGCAAAAUCUGGCACAAGUCGAUGCGCUAGAAUUCGAUCAUUCAACGCUUGUUGAGCAGAAAGUUGAGACACCGCAACAACCUGUUCAGCCUUCACGUUUACAGCAAAUGAACCUGCAGCAGUUCCAGUUGAAAAAGCAGCAGAAGUUGAGAUCGCACCAGAAUUCAAACUCGAUUUUGCUGAACCGAUUACACCAGUAG